AGGGAUUGGAUGAAAUUAAUUAGACCAGGUUUAAGAAUGAAGCAUAACAAUGUGCUACUAUCUUAAACGGUUAAUUUACGGGAAUACAUUCUCGGUGUCAUUUCUGAAUCUUUCCACGCUGGCUUUUCCUCUCUGUUUCCGUCUGCUAGCCCAGCCCCUGAGUGUAACUGCGCAGCGGAUUGGGCCUCGUUCCGGCGUUACGACACACCCUCCCUCCGCAGCCGGGGCGCCGCCACCUGAUGCUUGGCAGCCUAAACUUCAGUCCUGACAGAGAGCAGAGGAGCACAACGCUGCAGCUCUAGCUGUUUCCAAAGCAUUCAGCUUCUGUCUGUGGGUUUCUGAGGCUGUUUAUCCAUGAUAAGUACCAUCCAGGGGAGGGAGAGGCGUUGACUUUGAGGUUCCGCCGCGGCUCGGAGGCAAACUCACUGGAAAGAGAGAAAGGAAGUUUCACUUAAGAGGGAAAUGCGACGGCGUUCUAGAAAGAAGAAUGCAGUUCUGGGAGUUCUGCUUCUCAUCACUGUCCUGUACUUCCUCUAUCCAUUCGAUUUCCUGCUCACGGGUUGGAAUGGAUCGGCUCCCAAGCAACUGAACUGGCAGGUGGAGAGGCUCGUCAGUAAGGAGUCCUGGGCGGAGCAGGGAGAUUAUCUGCCUCUCAAUGUGACCUAUCAGCUGCUGGCAGGAACGCCAUCCACUCAGCAGAAGUUCCUAACCAUCGGCAUGUCGUCAGUCAAGCGGAAGAAGGGCAGCUACCUGGUUCCCACGCUGCAGUCGCUCUUCUCCCAGUCGUCUCCUGAAGAGCGCUCCUCCAUGGUGGUGGUGGUGCUGAUCGCAGACUUCAACGUUCGCUGGGUAACCAGUACCGUCAGGGAAAUCAACUCAACGUUUGCCUCUGAGCUGGACCGAGGCCAGCUUUUAGUCAUCCACGUGUCGCAGAAGUGGUACCCUCCUCUGACAGGCUUGAAGAGGAACUACAACGACGCUCCCGACCGGGUGUCGUUCCGCUCCAAGCAGAAUGUGGAUUACUCCUUCCUGAUCCACUACAGUGCAGGUCUGGGGCAGUACUACCUCCAGCUGGAAGAUGACGUCUUUUCAGCACAGAAUUUUCUCACAACUAUUCGGAAGCACAUUGAGGAGCAAAACGCAAAAAAGGGCAGGUGGGCAAUGUUGGAGUUUUCAGCCCUUGGUUACAUUGGGAAACUCUAUAAGUCCGCCGACCUUCCUCUUCUGGCCCGCUUCCUUUUUCUCUUUUACCAAGAAAUGCCUUGUGACUGGCUGAUGUCUCAUUUCCGACAGCUGAUGACCCAAAGAGAGACCAUCCUCUUUAAACCCUCGCUGUUCCAACACAUGGGCACUUUUUCGUCAUUCCAGGGAAUAUACAACAAGCUAAAGGAUAAGAACUUUGAAGAGGGGCUAUACACCAAUCCCUCAGCUGAAGUGUAUUCAAACAUUUCCACCUACCAGAAGUACUUCCCCAAACUGGCCUGGGAUCCCGGGGAGGGCUUCUUCUGGGGGCGCUCUCCAGAAAGAGGAGAUUAUUUGACGGUGGUGUUCCUGGAGCCUGUGGUGGUGACAGGGAUACUGGUGGAAACGGGAUCAGGAGGAAAGGACCUCCUGGACUCCGGUCAGGUGGAGCUAGGCCAAGACGUAUUCACUGCAGCAAUGAAGAGCUGUAAAACCUUCCAGUCACUGGGAGCUUUUAUGAAUGGAAAAUUUGAGAUGCGAGAGGUAGACAAACUGCACAGCUCUGCUUCUUCGUGUCUGAGGAUAUCGGUGACCGCCGGGCAGAAAGACUGGGUGAUCAUUCGGAAAAUAAGAAUCACAACGAAGUCCAGCGCAUCCUGACGCCAAAUGUAGCUGGUUUGUCUGUCUUUCAGCCUGACUAACAUUUGGCUUUCCAGUUGGAGUAAGGCAUCCAACUGGAUAUACUGGUGGUGGUGACGGGAAGUUGGGGUGUAUGGUGCUAAACUGUUUCUGUUAUGAAACAUUGACCAUACCUCAGUGGAGCUGCUUCCAACCUGGAGAUGUUUGACCAAAGCAAAUGAUGUACAGAAAUUAAACAGCCAUAGUAAAUAAUAAACUAAAUCCAUUUGGUCUUUUUGUUUCUUACUGUAAGAAUCUGCAGCAUUUUUUUAUGCUCCAUUUUUCUCUAGACUAUUGUAUUUGUACCUUUUUUCUUAAAGUAUAAAUCAUUUUUUGCAAAUGUUUUCUUGCAUCACAUUUUCUAGAAGGAAACCUGUGCUACCUCACAGAUCAAAUGUGUCAUUUUCUUGGACCAAAGCUUGUGUACUUCAGUCUUUAAUUAUAUGUAAAACCCUCAGAUCUAUCUGUAAUAUCUAUCAGAGUAGCUGCGUUUCCAUUGACUAUAUGAUUGCGCAAUUUGACGUAUCGAAAAUAAAUUUGCUGCUUCAAAAAUACAGGUUUAUUACCAAGAAGUUUGGCAAUAAACCAAACUUUUUGGUUAAUAGAAAAUAUUUUCUAUUGGUUUAUUUUGCAAUAAACCAAUAGAAAACCUUUUUUUUGGCAUCACACAACUCACUUGAUCAAUAAAUGGAUAUCACCAUUGGUACAAACUGCAAAGAAGAAUACAGGAAGUAGUAGAAGGAUAAUGCAGUGCUCAUGUGUAAUUUUAGUUGCGUUUCUUAUUUAGUAGAAACACCGCAAUUGUGAAAUUGUUUUUUUUUGGGUUUUUUUUCCUCCAGACAAAUCAAUUGUUAUCCUUUAUCUGAAAACUGUUUCAAGGUAAAAGAUGUGAGAUUUGUUGUCUGACCAAAGCUGUUAUUUAUGCAAAGGUGUGAGUUUGUCACACAACAAAAACUGAUGCUAAAUGUCCUGACACCCAAAACCAUUAGAAUUAUGCACCAACUGGUUACUGGUUCAAAGGUUUACUGAUAAAGGUUUUUGACUUUUAUUAUAAUUAUUUCCACUUCCACGGCUGUGUUCAAAAUAAUAUUGUUCUAGUCCAAUAAAUCAAACCAUUUUUG
This is a messenger RNA of Poecilia latipinna (sailfin molly), 2981 nucleotides long. Its product is annotated as alpha-1,3-mannosyl-glycoprotein 4-beta-N-acetylglucosaminyltransferase C. The transcript is spliced from 5 exons. The coding region runs from base 463 to 1842 and encodes 459 amino acids. The record is from RefSeq and is a predicted model, not a curated record. Gene Ontology annotation, molecular function: acetylglucosaminyltransferase activity. Lineage: Eukaryota; Metazoa; Chordata; Actinopteri; Cyprinodontiformes; Poeciliidae. Gene Ontology annotation, biological process: protein N-linked glycosylation.